UUGGGAGGAAGGCGUGAGGCACUUGUGAGGUGGUGGCGUGCGACACGCGGGCGCGCGCGACCGGCAGGCUGAGGAGAGCGGUUGCUAGGAUGGUGGCCAAGAAGCCGAGGGUCGUCAUAGUGGGCGCGGGCGUGGCCGGGCUCACUGCGGCGCAGCGGCUGUGCGGCGCGGGUGGGGACAGGUUCGAGGUGACGGUCGUGGAGGCCGGAGGCCGCGCGGGGGGCCGGGUGCUCACGUCCAUGUUCGCCGGGCACCGGGUCGAGAUGGGCGCCACGUGGGUGCAGGGGAUAGACGGGAGCCCCGUGUAUGCGCUCGCACGCGACGCGGGCGCGCUCGGCGGGGAGGAGAAGGAUGCUGGCGGUGGCGGGCUACCGUACGAGCGCAUGGAUGGGUUCCCCGACCGCGUGCUGACGGUCGCCGAGGGCGGCGAGGUCGUCGACGCGGACCGGGUGGCCGGGCCGAUCGUGGAGCUGUACAGGGGCAUGAUGGAGGCCGCACGUGCCGGCGAGGCGAGCGGCGCAGGGGGCGUCGAGGAGUACCUGCGGCGGGGGCUCCGAGCGUACCAGGCGGCGCGUCCGGGAGGCGGCAAGGAGCUGGAGGAGGUCGAGGAGGCUCUGCUCGCCAUGCACAUCAACCGGGUGCGGACGGACACGUCGGCCGACAACCUCGGCGUCCUAGACCUCACCGCCGAGGGCGAGUACCGAGACUUCCCCGGCGACCAUGUCACGAUCCCAGGCGGGUACUCCCGCGUCAUCGAGCACCUCGUCGCGGCGCUCCCACCAGGCACCGUCCGCCACGGCCUCCGCCUCCGCCGUCUCGAAUGGGGCGAGACCCCUGUGCGCCUCCACUUUGCCGAUGGGGCGCCGACGCUCACCGCCGACUACGUGAUCCUCACGGUCUCGCUGGGCGUCCUGAAGGCCAGCCUCGGCAAGGACUCCUCCGCUGUUGGCGCCAUCACCUUCGACCCGCCCCUCCCGCAGUUCAAGCGCGAGGCUGUCGCGCGCCUCGGCUUCGGCGUCGUGAACAAGCUGUUUAUGGAGUUGGAGGCCGUACCGGCGCCAGAACCGGAAAGCGGCGACGACGAUCAGCCGCUGGGCACGUCGGCGCCUCCCCAUUUCCCGUUCCUGCACAAGGCGUUCAAGGGGCAGGUGUCGAAUAUCCCGUGGUGGAUGCGGGGAACCGAGUCAGUCUGCCCCGUGCACGCGGGCUCCAGUGUGGCGCUGGCGUGGUUCGCCGGGCGGGAGGCCGCGCACCUGGAGUCCCUCCCCGACGACGAGGUCAUCCGUGGGGUCCACGCCACACUGGACUCCUUCCUCCCGGCCACACCCCACUGGAGGGUGAAGCGGAUCAAGAGGAGCGGGUGGGCUACGGACCCGCUAUUCCUCGGGUCCUACAGCUACGUGGCCGUCGGAUCAAGCGGCGAGGACCUGGAUAUGAUGGCCGAGCCGCUGCCACGCGGCAAGGACGCGGACGACGGCAACCGUGCGCGGCCACGCGUUCUGUUCGCCGGCGAGGCGACGCACCGCACGCACUACUCGACCACGCACGCCGCGUACCUGAGCGGCGUGCGGGAGGCCAACCGGCUGCUGCAACACUACCGCUAGUGUUGCACGGUUGCACCGACGAGUCGACCAUUCAUUCCAGCGAAGUUUCCUGUGCAUGCUUCCGCCGCUGUUUCGCUUAAAUUUCGGACGAGCCCUGUAGUUUCGGUACUCUGCUUAUGUUGUUUCGCGUGAUUCGCGUGGUAGGUAGUCUAUUUUGUUGCUGUCACGUGGUAGGUAGUCUAUGUUGUUGCUGGUAUGUCGAAAAUUCUUUUAUGCACUGUUGCAUGGGGUCAUGUAAAUUUUUUCUGAAUUGUUUUUAGCCAAGCUUAACUUCCUUUCCAAAAAAUUUUGAACCAAAAUUUUCUUGUACAAAUCUUUUUUUCAAAAAUUUUUUAGCCAAACUUUUCUAAAAAGGGAAAGACAGUGAGGGGAAAGUUUCUGUCGAGGUUAAUUCCUUACAGUGAUUCUGG
Molecule: messenger RNA, 2014 nt
Organism: Phragmites australis (common reed)
Lineage: Eukaryota; Viridiplantae; Streptophyta; Magnoliopsida; Poales; Poaceae
Product: polyamine oxidase 1-like
Exons: 1
Coding region: 90-1604 (504 amino acids)
Molecular function (GO): polyamine oxidase activity
Source: RefSeq, a predicted model, not a curated record